Sphaeramia orbicularis (orbiculate cardinalfish) is the source of this 769-nucleotide messenger RNA. Its product is annotated as complement C1q-like protein 2. The transcript is spliced from 6 exons. Gene Ontology annotation, molecular function: protein binding. NCBI's taxonomy places the organism in Eukaryota, Metazoa, Chordata, Actinopteri, Kurtiformes, Apogonidae. Bases 13 to 663 code for a protein of 216 amino acids. The record is from RefSeq and is a predicted model, not a curated record.
GAGCUGAGAGACAUGGUGAUAAAACAAGAGGUGGAUCUGAGUUACAGCAAGACCAAGAUAGAGAACCUGGAACGAGAGACAACAGUAUUGGAGGCCAGAUUAAGCUCCAGUGAAACAGAGGUGGAAGAACUGAAGAGAGAGAAUGCAGAUCUGCUGUCUAGAAUAACAGCCAGUGAAAAUAAGAGCACAGUAUUGGAGUCCAGAUUAAGCUCCAGUGAAACAGAGGUGGAAGAACUGAAGAGAGAGAAUGCAGAACGUCCAAAGGUGGCGUUCUCAUUUGCUCUGACUGAUGCAGGACGGAUCGGUCCAUUUAAUACCGACAUCACUCUGAAGUUCACUAAAGUCUUCACCAACUUUGGCCAGGCCUACAACCCAAACACAGGUAUUUUCAUUGCUCCAACCCGAGGAGUUUACUACUUCAGAUUUUCUGCAAUGAAUAACAACAGGAAUGCAUGGUUAGGUGUUAAACUCUAUCUCAAUGACAAGAAAAUAGCUUUGAAUGAUGAUAUCAAAAGUGUUGGGAAUAUCAGGGUUACAAAUGCAUAUGUUCUUCAGCUGGAAAAAGGGGAUGUGGUCUACUUGGUCCUACGUACAGGUCAUGCUAUAUUUGAUGAUUAUAAUAAUCAUACUACAUUCAGUGGAUUUCUGCUUUUUCCUGUGUGAUUGGAAAGCUGUUCACACCCACAAUGAAUUCAGUGAAGCCAUUUUUCUUCACACUGCUGUAUUGUAAACAACUACCAUCAUGCAUUUCCAUGUUGAAAUAAAGUUU